Molecule: messenger RNA, 1497 nt
Organism: Daldinia childiae
Lineage: Eukaryota; Fungi; Ascomycota; Sordariomycetes; Xylariales; Hypoxylaceae
Exons: 2
Coding region: 1-1497 (498 amino acids)
Biological process (GO): spliceosomal tri-snRNP complex assembly
Source: RefSeq, a predicted model, not a curated record
AUGCCGGCUGCGGGAGUCUCGUCAGUCUCUUCCAUCCCGGGUUUAGACCCACCAAAUGUCACAUCAAUGCCGGGUUUGCGCUCCGUGAAACAAUCCAAAUCCGUCGAGUCUCUUCCUACUAUCGGUACUUUACCCCUAGGCUCUCUUCGAAUCACUGAACCUAGAGAGGACUCGGAUCUGGAUACGCCACUUACUACUCCUGACGUCGUCAUGGAACCACCUCUGGAGUCUAGACAUACGUUCCCUACGAGUGGCGAUGUCCUCAUCCUAGAUGAUCUUCCCGCAGGCUUUACUAUAGGCUGCGACACGAUGUCUUUCUCGACGAAGAAACCCUUUCCGGGGUUUCGCGAUAUCCCGCCGGGCGCGCAUCUUAUCUGGGUUGCCCCCUCCGAGCUGACGUCGUCGCGGAGCGCGUAUUGGAUAGUUACUCCCGAGAGAGAGGAAUGGGAGCACGGCGAGAUCUACGUCAAGCAGUGGGACAAAUUCAACGAAGUCCUCAGCGAUCCAGCCAGUCAAGCUGAAGAUAGAUUCCAAAAAGAGGCGUUGCAGCAGAUUUUUAGCAGCCUCUCGCCUUAUCAACUCCGGGCUACUACGUCCGGAGUGCUCCUCGCACCACCCAGUCGAGACACUGAGCAUCUUCCGUCCUUCUUAAACAACGAGAACAUAUGGUCUCAACUCACAUCGGCGAUCAAUGCAGAUCUCCUGAACAGAAUCACGGGUAAGACCCAACGAAGCUGGCAGAUCACCACACAAGACAGCGUCGCCGGAGAGACGACCUUAGCCGAAGAAGCCCGCCUCUACGCCAGCGGCAAAUCCCAGCUCCGCUUCACAUUCUCCAUGAACGCACCUCUCAUCAGCCCCAAAGCGUCCGGCCAGGAGCGCACGCGCCAGGCCCUCGAUCCAACUCCCUUCGUGCUCGAGACGUUAGACAACCGAAAACUCGAAGACCUCGCAGGCGAGCUCUCGUUCGCGUUCCUAUCCGGAAUGCACCUCGGCAACUACUCGUGCCUGGAGCAAUGGUGGUUUUACACCACGCACCUUAUUUUCCGAUGCUACGCCCUCGCCACCGCGCAGCCCCAGCUCGCACGGCGCUUGAUACAGACGUUUCACGCACAGCUCGUGUACAACGACCGGCACCUCGAGGGCGACGUGCUAGAAAUGAUGCCCUCGAACGCGCGCAAGCUGCAGCGCUCGCUAACCACAUAUGCGUCGCGGCUAGACGAGAUGUUUCAAGCUCUAGGCGACGACGUCACGCCCGAUCAGCAUCUAGUUCGAGACGCGUUUGUAGAUCUAGAGGCCUGGCUGAAUAGUCGGCUGGGCUGGGACUUGAGAGCUGAGUAUUUGCGCGCGGGCUCGCUGAUGUUGGAGGAUGGCGAGAUGGUGAGUGCGGAGAUGUCGGAUUUCGAGGACGAGGAUGAGAGGGGCGAGUUUGCGCCUGUGAUGGUGCAGUUGGAUGAUGUUGGUAGGGAGGCUGGGCUUGUGUCGUGGGAUACGUAG